Messenger RNA from Prunus armeniaca (apricot), 267 nucleotides. NCBI's taxonomy places the organism in Eukaryota, Viridiplantae, Streptophyta, Magnoliopsida, Rosales, Rosaceae. The record is from the annotation of a GenBank genome assembly.
AUGCAACCCAACAAAGCGCUUGCAGUUCUUCAAUGGCGUUCAUGUAGCGGCUACAAAUCUCUGAAAUUUUCUGCUGGGUGGAGGAGGGCUGGGUUGCGGGUUGGGGGGUGGGAGGAGGGGUCUGUGGGGGAAUUGGGGAGAAGAAACCAGGGGAGUGGGGGUUCUGGUUUCUACAAGUGGAGGGUGGGAGGAUGGGGGAGGGGUCUGUGGGUGGUGGUUGGGAAAUGGGGGGAAGAAGAAGAGGGAAUGAUUUUUCUAAUAAUUUGA